Messenger RNA from Miscanthus lutarioriparius, 735 nucleotides. Lineage: Eukaryota; Viridiplantae; Streptophyta; Magnoliopsida; Poales; Poaceae. The record is from the annotation of a GenBank genome assembly.
AUGGCGAACGCGGCGUCCGGCGUGGCGGUGGCGGAGGAGUGCGUGUCCCGGUUCCAGGAGCUGCACGCCGGCCGCGCGCACCGCUUCGUGGUGUUCAAGGUCGACGACGCGCUGCAGCGUGUGGUGGUGGACAAGGUGGGCGCCCGCGCCGCCGGCUUCGGCGACCUCACCUCCAACCUCCCCGCCGAUGACUGCCGCUACGCCGUCUACGACUACGACUUCACCGUCGAGGACGCCACCGAGGCGGCGGGCGUGAGGAGCAAGAUGGUGUACGCCAGCUCCUGCGAGGGGUUCCGGAAGGAGCUGGACGGCGUGCAGGCAAAUGCAAGAUCGGGUGUCGCUGUGAAUGACGAGUGCAUGCUGAAGUUCGGCGAGCUGCAGUCGAAGAGGCUGCACCGCUUCAUAACUUACAAGAUGGACGACAAGUUCAAGGAGAUAGUUGUGGACCAGGUUGGGGAUCGCACUACCAGCUACGAGGACUUCACAAACAGCCUCCCUGAGAAUGACUGCCGAUACGCAAUCUAUGAUUUCGACUUUGUGACUGCAGAGGAUGUCCAGAAGAGCAGGAUCUUCUAUAUCCUAUGGUCCCCAGACUCUGCAAAGGUGAAGAGCAAGAUGCUUUACGCAAGCUCGAACCAGAAGUUCAAGAGUGGGCUCAAUGGCAUUCAGGUGGAGCUCCAGGCUACAGAUGCAAGUGAAAUCAGCAUUGAUCAGAUCAAGGAUCGGGCACGCUAG